AUGUUGUCCCCUUGUUUGGUGUUUUGGUUACAUAAUAAGAUGGGCUUGUUUCAUGUUUUGUUUUUGUUAUUUGUUGCCUGCGAAGGAAAGGUGAAGAAUGUAUCUGUGAAGGCUGUUUUUACUUUUGGAGAUUCCAUUGUCGAUCAAGGAAAUAAUAAUCACAUAAUAACAUUUGCUAAAUGUAAUUUUGAGCCAUAUGGGAAGGACUUCAUGGAUGGAAAUAAACCUACUGGAAGGUUUAGCAAUGCCAAGACUCCCUCCGACUUGAUAGUAGACGAACUCGGGAUUAAAGAACUAAUGCCAGCUUAUCUUGACCCUAAUUUGCAAGCUGAAGAUCUUAAAACUGGAGUAAGCUUUGCAUCAGGAGGUUGUGGAUUUGAUCCUCAAACAGCUAUUAUUGCGGCAGCCUUACCUCUAUCAACACAAUUAGAUCAUUUUAGAGAAUACAUUGGGAAGCUUAAGGAAUUGGUUGGAGAAGAGGAAGCGAACGACAUAUUGAGCAAUAGUUUGUUCUUAGUGGUAGCCGGCAGUGAUGACCUCGCCAACACCUAUUUCACCAUUGGAAUUCGUCGGUUGCAGUAUGAUCUUAACGCAUAUACUAAUCUUAUAGUGGAUGGAGCUUCCGACUUUGUCCAAGGAUUGUACAAGUUGGGAGCAAAAAAUAUAGCUGUUUUUGGGAUUCCACCCAUAGGGUGUUUGCCAGCCCAAAGAACACUUGCUGGAGGUUUAACUAGAGAGUGUGCUACGGAAUACAAUCAAGCAGCACAAAUAGCCAACACUAAGCUCUCAGCUGCAAUUAAUUGGUUAUCCAAAACAUUGCUUCAAUCCAAGUUGGCUUUAAUUGAUCUUUACAAUCCAGUGCUUGAUCUCAUUGGCAACCCUCAAAAACAUGGAUUUGAAGUAGUAGAUAAAGGAUGUUGUGGUACGGGAACCAUAGAGGCGGUGAUACUAUGUAACAAAUACAGUGGAACAUGUGAAGAUGACACAAAAUAUUUGUUCUGGGAUAGCUACCAUCCUACGGAGAGAGGUUACAGGAUCCUUGUUGAUCAGUUUCUCAAAAAGUAUAUUGACAUUCUUACAUAAACAUGAAUACAAUCAAGAUCAGCUAGGAUUUGCUCUCUGUAAUUUACAAACAUCGCAAGCAAGGUCGAAACAACGGCAUAUUUCGUCCAAUCUUCCUUCAUCUCUAGGCUUUGAUUGAUAGAGCUCUAU
Molecule: messenger RNA, 1212 nt
Organism: Lycium barbarum (goji berry)
Lineage: Eukaryota; Viridiplantae; Streptophyta; Magnoliopsida; Solanales; Solanaceae
Product: GDSL esterase/lipase EXL3-like
Exons: 5
Coding region: 1-1083 (360 amino acids)
Cellular component (GO): extracellular region
Molecular function (GO): hydrolase activity, acting on ester bonds
Source: RefSeq, a predicted model, not a curated record